Messenger RNA from Ictidomys tridecemlineatus (thirteen-lined ground squirrel), 7415 nucleotides. It is a transcript of the gene Uaca, whose product is annotated as uveal autoantigen with coiled-coil domains and ankyrin repeats. Gene Ontology annotation, molecular function: actin binding. The record is from RefSeq and is a predicted model, not a curated record. NCBI's taxonomy places the organism in Eukaryota, Metazoa, Chordata, Mammalia, Rodentia, Sciuridae.
ACUGCAGAGUCUCUGUUGCAGUUUCAAAGCAGCAGGAUGCAGAGUACUGUUCAGGUUUUCUAGUGGGGUCCUUGAAAGGGAGGACUUUGAAAUUCAGACAGUCUCUAAAGAACGAGAAAUAGGAGGAGUUACAGUACCUGACUUGAGGCUCCUGUUAAUCAAGUGCUGCGCUGUGAGGAAAAUAAUUUUCAAGCGUUAUGAAGGCGGAGAAGGAUCCUGAAGACGAAGAAAAUAUCCUUAGAGAUCCAAGCUAAGUGUAGCACAGCAUGUGAGGGACUGAGUCACCCCACUCAUUAGGCGUUUGUGUGAAGGCUUGCUUUGUGAGCUGCAGAGAUUUGUAACUUAAUGCGGAGUGGUUUGCCGUUAGCAACAAGAAACUAAAUCCUGUCUAUGAUGAGCUGUUGGUUUUCUUGUGCUCCUAAGAACAGACAUGCAGCAGAUUGGAAUAAAUAUGAUGACCGGUUGAUGAAAGCUGCAGAGAGAGGGGAUGUAGAAAAAGUAUCCUCAAUCCUUGCUAAAAAGGGAGUCAGUCCAGGCAAACUAGAUGUGGAGGGCAGAUCUGCCUUCCAUGUUGUGGCCUCAAAGGGGAAUCUUGAGUGUUUGAAUGCCAUCCUUAUACAUGGAAUUGACAUUACAACCAGUGACACUGCAGGGAGAAAUGCUCUUCAUCUGGCUGCUAAGUAUGGACAUGCAUUGUGCCUGCAAAAACUUCUACAGUACAAUUGUCCUACUGAACAUGUAGACCUUCAGGGGAGAACUGCACUUCAUGAUGCAGCAAUGGCAGACUGUCCUUCUAGCAUACAGUUGCUUUGUGACCAUGGGGCCUCUGUGAAUGCCAAGGAUAUAGAUGGGCGGACACCACUUGUUCUUGCUACUCAGAUGUGUAGGCCAACAAUAUGUCAACUGCUGAUAGAUAGAGGGGCAGAUAUUAAUUCCAGAGACAAACAAAACAGAACGGCUCUCAUGCUGGGUUGUGAGUAUGGUUGCAGAGAUGCAGUAGAAAUCUUAAUUAAAAAUGGUGCUGAUGUAAGCUUACUGGACGCCCUUGGCCAUGAUAGUUCUUACUACGCAAGAAUUGGUGACAAUCUGGACAUUCUAACCUUACUGAAGACCGCAUCAGAAAACACCAGCAAAGGGAGAGAACUUUGGAAGAAAGGACCAUCUCUGCAACAGCGAAAUUUGACACACAUGCAAGAUGAAAUAAACAUAAAGUCAAAUCAGAGGGAGCAUCAAAACAUUCAGGAUCUGGAGAUUGAAAAUGAAGAUUUGAAAGAGCGGUUAAGAAAAAUUCAGCAAGAACAAAGGAUACUAUUGGAUAAAGUCAAUGGUUUACAAUUACAGUUGAAUGAGGAAGUAAUGGUUGCUGAUGAUCUGGAAAGUGAGAGAGAAAAGCUGAAGUCCCUCUUGGCAGCUAAAGAAAAGCAACAUGAAGAAAGCUUAAGAACUAUUGAGACUCUGAAAAAUAGAUUUAAAUAUCUUGAGAGUGAUCAUUUAGGAUCAGGAAGUCAUUUCAGUAACCGAAAAGAAGAUGUGCUUCUUAAACAAGGUCAAAUGUAUAUGACAGAUUCACAGUGUACUUCCCCAGGUAUGCCAGCUCAUAUGCAAAGCAGAUCUAUGUUAAGACCACUGGAGCUAUCUUUACCCAGUCAAACCUCAUACUCUGAAAAUGAAAUUUUAAAGAAAGAGUUAGAAGCAAUGCGAACCUUCUGUGAUUCAGCAAAGCAAGAUCGACUCAAGCUCCAAAAUGAACUGGCUCACAAAGUGGCAGAAUGCAAAGCCUUAGCAUUAGAAUGUGAAAGGGUCAAGGAGGACUCAGAUGAACAGAUAAAGCAAUUAGAAGAUGCAUUAAAAGAUGUGCAGAAGAGAAUGUACGAGUCAGAAGGUAAAGUGAAACAAAUGCAGACCCAUUUUCUUGCCCUUAAAGAGCACCUAACCAGUGAAGCAGCCACAGGGAAUCACAGAGUAAUGGAAGAACUGAAGGAUCAGCUGAAAGACAUGAAAGCAAAAUAUGAAGGCGCAUCUGCAGAAGUGGGAAAGUUAAGAAACCAAAUCAAACAAAAUGAGAUGUUAGUAGAACAGUUUAAGAGGGAUGAAGGUAGGUUGAUAGAAGAAAAUAAGCGAUUGCAGAAGGAAUUUAGUAUGUGUGAAAUGGAACGAGAGAAGAAAGGAAGAAAGGUCAUGGAGAUGGAAUGCCAGUUAAAAGAAUUGUUAGCAAAGGUGGCCCUUUCCAUUCCAACAGAAAAAUUUGAAAACAUGAAGAGCUUAUUAUCAAAUGAAGUGAGUGAGAAAGCAAAAAAACUGGCAGAGAUGGAAAGAGAAUAUGAAAAAUCACUUAGCGAAAUUAGACAGCUGAAGAGAGAACUUGAGAAUAUUAAGGCCAAGUUCGCCCAACACGUGAGACCAGAGGAACAUGAGCAGCUCAAGAGCAGGUUAGAACAAAAGUCAGGAGAGCUUGGAAAGAAGAUCACUGAGCUAACACUGAAAAACCAGGCACUACAAAAGGAAGUUGAAAAAGUUUCUCUGGAUAAGAAGCUCCUCAACCAGCAAGUACAUAAUCUAACAAUUGAAAUGAAAAAUCAUUAUGUUCCUUUAAAGGUAAGUGAAGAAAUGAAAAAGUCACAUGAAAUAAAUAUUGAUGAUUUGAAUAAAAAGCUUUCAGAUGUAACACAAAAAUAUACAGAGAAGAAGUUGGAGACGGAGAAAUUGCUGAUGGAAAAUGACAGAUUAAGUAAGAAUGUUAGCCACCUGGAAACUGUGUUUAUACCUCCUGAGAAACAUGAAAAAGAGAUAAUGGCUCUGAAAUCCAAUAUUGUUGAACUUAAAAAACAUCAAUCUGAACUUAAUAAAAAAUGUGGUGAAGACCAAGAGAAAAUUCAUGCACUCAUGUCUGAAAACACGAGUUUGAAAAAGACUCUGAGUAGCCAGUAUGUACCAGCCAAAACCCACGAAGAGAUUAAGACUGCCUUGAAUAACUCUUUAGAUAAAACUAACAGAGAAUUAUUUGAUGUGAAGAAAAGCUUUGAAGGUAUAAAUCAAGAAUUCAUAAAAAUAAAGGAUGAGAAUGAAAUUUUAAAAAGAAACCUGGAAAACACUCAGAAUCAAAUAAAAGCUGAGUACAUCAGCCUGGAAGAACAUGAGGGAAAGAUGCGUGUUAUGAGCCAGAGCCUAAAGAAGGAGCAGGAUGCUAAUGCUGCGAUCCUGACCAAGUACAACCAAGGCCAGGAAGAGAUUGUUACACUGCAUGCUGAAAUUAAAGCCCAGAAGAAGGAACUUGAUACAAUACAAGAAUGCAUCAAGCUAAAAUAUGCCCCAAUUAUCAGCUUUGAAGAGUGUGAGCGAAAAUUCAAAGUGACAGAGAAAGAACUAAAAGAACAGCUAUUAGAGCAGACACAGAAGUGUACUGUCAGAGAAGAAGAGGCCAAGAAAAGCAAGCUAGAGAAUGACAAAUUAAAGAAGGAGAUUUUCGCCCUUCAGAAAGAGUUAAAGGAUAAGAGUGCUCUAAUGGUGAAUUCCCGUGAAACCGAAAGAGCAUUAAGCAGAAAAACAGAAGAGCUAAACAAAGAGUUAAAAGACCUGUCACAGAAAUACACUGAAGUAAAGAAGGAGAAAGAGAAGCUCAUGGAAGAAAAUGCCAGACAGGGUUCGGAGAUCCUUGCAGCACAAAAUCUUUUGCAAAAACAGCAUGUUCCAUUGGAACAGGUUGAGGCUCUGAAAAAGUCUCUUAAUGGCACAAUUGAGAAUUUAAAGGAAGAACUGAAGACUAAGCAAAGGUGUUUUGAGAAAGAGCAACAGACGGUGACCAAACUGCAUCAGCUGUUGGAGAAUCAAAAGAACUCUUCAGUACCCCUAGUGGAGCAUUUGCAGAUUAAGGAAGCAUUUGAGAAAGAGGUUGGAAUCAUGAAAAUUAGCUUGAGAAAAAAGGAAGAAGAAAGCCAAAACAAAACUGAAGAAGUCUCUAAACUCCAGACCGAGGUUCAGAACACUAAACAAGCAUUAAAGAAAUUAGAGACAAGAGAGGUAGUUGAUUUGUCUAAAUAUAAAGCAACAAAAAGUGAUUUGGAGACUCAGAUUUCCAAUUUAAAUGAAAAACUGGCCAAUCUCAAUAGAAAGUAUGAUGAAGUAUGUGAAGAGGUUUUGCAUGCCAAAAAGAAGAAAGAUGAAAAGGAUUUAGUACAUUUCAGCAUUGAGCAAGAAAUCAAGGAUCAGAAGGAACGAUGUGAUAAGUCCUUAACAACAAUCACAGAGUUACAGAGAAGAAUUCAAGAAUCUGCUAAACAAAUUGAAGCAAAAGAUAAUAAGAUAACUGAAUUGCUUAAUGAUGUAGAAAGACUAAAACAGGCGCUCAAUGGCCUUUCCCAACUCACAUACACAAGUGGCAGCCCCACCAAGAGGCAGAGCCAGCUGAUUGACACUCUUCAGCACCAAGUGAAGGCCCUGCAGCAGCAGCUGGCUGAUGCCGACAGACAGCACCAAGAAGUAAUCGCAAUUUAUCGGACACACCUCCUUAGUGCUGCACAGGGUCACAUGGAUGAAGAUGUUCAGGCGGCCUUACUACAGAUCAUUCAGAUGCGCCAGGGGCUUGUGUGCUAGCAUUAGCACUGAGCAGCCCCAGUCUGACUUCUCCUCCUGGUGCUGAGCAUUCUGUGUGCAACUCUGACUCUUCUGGGCCUGACUCUGCUACUGGAAUUAAAAUAAAAUAUAUUUUGUUCCGUUAAUAGGGUUUUUUUUAAUUAGAUGAGUAUGUUACUGAGUUUUUCAAUAUCAAGUUAAAUCUUGUAUUCUAUAUAUGUUUUUACAGUUUGCAAACCACAUAACACUUUGCCUUGGACUAACUACAUAUCUUUGAGCUACUUAAAAUGUGAGCCAUCUGAGUGGUUCCAUAUGAAGAGGGGUUAGGCAGGAAUAUUUGUUUAAAGAUUUAUUUAAGAGAAAUUAAUUUGUUUGGUGACUACUUUUAAGUGUAUCAAAAAGAUCUUUUAGUUGAUCCUGAGCCUCAUGUAAUUUUAAGGCAUGUAUAGUAACUUGGCUGGCCAAGUUCUAUCUUUAUUGAGAUAACUUAAUGAGAGACUAACUUCUUUUGGAGGUACAGUAUUUUUCUUAUGCUAAUAAUUUUUAUGCCUUUUAAAGUAAAUUUCUUUUCAUAAAUGUUUUGUAGUGCUAAGUUACAUUUAGAUUAAACACAGGGGUAAAAUAUUUCAGGAAUUUAUAAUAAAGUUCCUACAUAAUCUUUACAAUGAUGUCUUAAUUUUUUUUUUAACCUGUGGUGCCUUUUGUUACCACAGUAUUUGGAGAAAAAUGAUAUGCUAGAUUUUAAAGUGUCAAAAAAUUUAUAGACUUUUUUUGAGCAGUUACUUUGACAUUUGCUGCUGUAUCAUAUAAAGCACUCAUUAUACAUGCAUCCUCGAGAUGUUUCAUACUUAUAGGAAAAUUAUAUUAAUGACAUUAAUAAUGUGAAAUACAAAAUUAGUAUUAGAGAAUUGAUUUUCAAAGACAUUUUAAGUUAGACAAAAGUGCAAUAACACAGUAAAUAAUGAAAUAGGACAUGUUUUUAGUAAAUGAUAUAACCAUUUUUAUUGAUUACAUCUCAUUAAGGAAAAGUUUAUAUAUUAUUUUUAUUAAUAUUUUAUUUACCAUUCAGACCAAAAAUUUAGCAAAUAGCUGAACAAAGUGAUCAUUUUGGCUUUUCUUUAAUUGCAAAAUGUGCCUUAGCAAAGUCUUUCACUAUCCUGAACCAGAUAUGUUUAUCCCAUCUCUACAUAAUGGGGAAAAAGGACCAUCAGAGUAGCUUCUCAAACCAAAGAAUAAGCCACUGUAUUUCUUCAGUAUAGAAACAAUGGUGAAAAAUCAGAAUUGGAUUUAUUUUUAAUUCUCUAGGUAAACACAUAAUUUACAUAAGCAAUAUCUGAUUUCUUUAAUUAUAUACAUUGAUGUCUUUUAUCCUGAGUUCUGUUUAGUAACUUUUAGGUCACCAUUGAAGCUCAACAGUGGAGCAAAGUUCUAGACUGAAUACUUGAAUUCAGUGUUGUAUUUUUCUUAAUAGGGCGGGAAGGGAACUUUAUGUGCAUUUUGUCUUCAACCAUCAAUAAAAUAUUUUCUGUAGAGUAUUGUUUUGAACCCACUCCUUAUAAAAAUUUGGAACUAGUUCAUUUCCAAUCUUUGAAUAUUUGGAGUAGAAAAUGAGGUCAAAAUUCAGAAUGGUAAUCAUUUUCAGUUAGCUGUCUAGAAUCCUUUUAAGCUAAUCCUGUUGUCUCACCUUUUGAUAUGAAAGGCAGAGAUUGCAUUUAUAACACUGAUAACUAAAGCCUUUUAUUUAGUAAACAAGUAGGACAUAGAUAAUGGAUAGUGCUAAUCUCUCUGCCAUUCAGUGUUCAGAAAGACUGUGAGAACUGAAUUUAGGGCCACAUUCAGAGAAUUAUUGUCUACAAUGUUGCAGGUGCCCUCUGGGAUAAUGACUGAAUUACUGCUGCAGUGCAGUCUUUUAUCCUUUAAUCCUUAGUUUCUCUUAUCGCUCUUAUCAGUCCUGCUUCAUCAGAAAAGCUAAUUCCCUUUGACUGAGGGUCAGUGUUAUGAUUAAAAUCAAAUAUUCAUGCAAUAAACACUUUAAAUUAUAGUGACUUAAUCACUAGCUAUACCUGCAUUGUUCCAAAAUUUAGCUUAGUCUGUUAUGGUUUGAAUCUUAAAUGUUCCAUAAAGGCCCAUGUGCUAAAGGCUUGGCUACCAGCAUAUGGUGCUAUUGGGAAGUGAUGGGACUCUUGGGGGAGGGGGUGGCUACUGGAAGGAAGUUAGAUCACUGGAGCAUGCCCUGGAAAGAGAGACUGGGAUUCUGGUCUCUCUCCCUUUUCCCUUCUCCCUCCUCUAUGCUUUCUGACUACUAUCAGGUAAGCAGUUUCCUCUGCGGCCCUGCUUCUGCUAUGGUAUGCUACCUCACCACAGGCCAGAAAGCAACAGGACCAAGCAACCAUAGACUGAAACUAUGAGCCCAAAUAAACAUUUCCUAUUUUUAAAGUUGGUUAUGUCAGACAUUUUCCCAUAGCAACAAAAAGCUAACAGUCUUUCUUAUGGCUUGCUUUUUAUUUGAAACCUUUUCUCUUGACCCUAACCAAAUUUUAUACAGUUUAUUUAUUUUUGUUUUUCUAAAUGCAUUGGCUCAUUGCUGCUUUAAAAAUCUUGUGGCUUUAGAACAAAAGCAUUUUCCCCCAAGUGUUGCCAGCUUUUCUCUAACAAGAACCUUACCUGCCUGAAUGGCUCCUGUUCUUCAGCUUGCUUUUUUCAAAGUCGGAAAGGGAAGAGUUUCAAAUUAACUUUUGGGGUUCAUGAUGCUGUAUCAGUACCCACUUACAUGUAUGCCAAAUUUGACUCAACAGUUGUGAGCUUCUCUUGACUUUUGCUUCACCUGGUGAAAAAAAAAAAAAAAA